[Candida] anglica is the source of this 1806-nucleotide messenger RNA. Lineage: Eukaryota; Fungi; Ascomycota; Pichiomycetes; Serinales; Debaryomycetaceae. The record is from the annotation of a GenBank genome assembly.
AUGCUGCCGAUGGUAAGAAGACGGUUUCGUCCUGUAAGAUUGGGCCUAAUUCUUGUUGGUUUGAUUGCAAUAAUUACAUUAUUGCGUAGAUUCAAUAGGGAGGAUCAAUCAUCAAUGUAUAAUGGAGUUGAUAAUAUUUGGUACGAAGAUGAAGACGAACCAUUGCCAGUUAAGGAAAGGGGUGAUAGACAAGAACAUGUUGAUGAGAAGGAAACUGGAGAAGAAAUCACACAGGCAUUCUUAAAAGCCCUAGAUGAUCUGAUUGGUAGGAAAUGUCCAGACUAUACAGAAUAUAGUAAAUUUCCCCAUCCUCCAUUUGCAUCAGGACAAUUCAAAUAUCCAUAUAUGAGACCUGCUCCAAAGUGUCGUACUUUCACCUCCACCGCGGUGGAGCUGAUUGUUGAUGACCUCAAGUUAAAGGCAAAGACCCCAGAUUUGGCGCGAUUGAUUGAAAAUUGUUUACCGAACACUUUGGAUACCACGAUUCUUUGGCAUAAAAAGACAGCACCAUUCGAAGCAUUUGUGGUCACUGGUGAUAUCCAUGCCGAGUGGCUUCGUGAUGCAGCACGUCAACUUUCUGUAUAUCAACCAUUUAUCAAACAUGAUAUAACAUUACAAAACCUUGUACUUGGCGCCAUUAACACACAAGCCAAAUAUGUCAAUACAUCCCCAUAUUGUAAUGCCUUCCAUCCACCUGCAGGCUCUGGAGUCAAGCGAGGAGACACUGCCAUGGAUCUGGUAUAUCCAAGACCAGAUUGGAAGGCUGUAUUUGAAUGUAAAUAUGAGUUGGACUCAUUGGCUUCAUUCCUAAUGUUAACCAACGAAUACUAUUUGAAUUCAAAUAAAGAUCUUUCCUUUAUCACCCCUGAAUGGCUUGAUGCAUUUGAAAAAGUGUUGAUAGUACUUCGUCGUGAAGCACAACCUUCCUUUGAUAAAGAGACUGGACAGGCAAUCAAUUAUUAUUAUUCAUUCCAGAGACAAACCAACAUUGGGUCUGAGACCCUCCCACUUGGAGGGGUCGGGAACCCUGUCAAUUAUGGUACUGGAUUAAUCAGAUCUGCCUUUAGACCCAGUGAUGAUGCAACUAUUCUUCAAUUUUUCAUCCCUGCUAAUGCACAUAUGCUUACAGAAUUGAAAAAACUUCGUAAGAAUUAUUUCCGUUCAGAAAUCUUGGAUAAACUCUCAAAUAUUGAUUUAGAAAGGGUGCAAUACUUAUCUGACGUUGUAGACGAAUUGAUCCAUGGAAUAUCUAGAGGUAUUGAACUGUAUGGUAUUCAUGACCACCCAGUGUGGGGGAGAGUGUAUGCCUAUGAGGUUGAUGGAUAUGGAGGAAUUGUUUCUAUGGAUGAUGCCAAUAUCCCAUCAUUACUCUCGCUUCCAGAUAUGGGAUUUGUGGAUGUUGAUGAUGAAGUGUAUCAAAAUACUAGACGGAUGAUAUUAUCCAAGAAUGGGAACCCUUACUUUUUGAAAGGAAGAUAUUUUGAAGGGAUUGGUGGUCCUCAUAUUGGUAUUCAGAAUGCUUGGCCAAUGUCUUUACUUGUCCGAAUUAGAACUACUGAUGACGAUGAUGAAAUUCUUGAAAGUUUGGACUUUAUCAUGAAGACAACUGCAAAGUUGGGGCUCAUGCAUGAAAGUGUUCAUGUAAACUCAUUGGGAGGACAACAAUACACCAGAUCUUGGUUCUCAUGGUGUAACUCAGAAUUUGGUAAAACGAUAUUACAUUUGGCAAAGCAUAAGCCACAUCUUGUAUUCAAGCCGGAAUAUGCUAAACCGUACGACAUUGAUCUGGUUUUAUACAAAAAGUAA